Messenger RNA from Limulus polyphemus (Atlantic horseshoe crab), 690 nucleotides. RefSeq names its product neuropeptide CCHamide-1 receptor-like. The transcript has 2 exons. The record is from RefSeq and is a predicted model, not a curated record. Gene Ontology annotation, biological process: G protein-coupled receptor signaling pathway. Lineage: Eukaryota; Metazoa; Arthropoda; Merostomata; Xiphosura; Limulidae. Gene Ontology annotation, molecular function: G protein-coupled receptor activity. The coding region runs from base 1 to 690 and encodes 229 amino acids. Gene Ontology annotation, cellular component: membrane.
AUGUUGACUUGUAUCGACGACAACAGGACUUGUUUAAACGACAGUAUAAACACGACAGUUCAAUAUUAUGAUCACAUACCUUAUUCAGUGCGACCAGAAACCUAUAUAGUUCCCGCAUUGUUUGUUGUCAUCUUCUUGGUUGGUCUGAUAGGAAAUGGAACUUUGAUCUGGAUGUUUUUCUGGAAUGACGAUAUGCACAGUGUCUCCAAUAUCUUCCUGAUGUGUUUGUCUGUGGGAGACAUGAUUGUCAUUUUGUUCACUGUUCCAUUUGUAGGGACAAUCUACAUAUUCGAAAGCUGGCCAUAUGGAGAGUUUGUGUGUAAAAUGAGUGAAUUUCUGUGCGACCUGUCAGAGGGUGUGACCAUCUUGAGCUUAACCGUCUUGAGUGUGGAUCGGUACAUGGUUGUCUCCACACCACUCCGCAAACAACAAACAUAUCACUCUAAAUUAUUGAUUAUUGUCGUAGCUAUGGUCAUCUGGGUCAUAUCAAUUGGGCUAGCUAUUCCAGACUAUGAAUCAGAGGUUGAGACAGAUGAGCCAGAGGAUAGUAAGAGUACUGUUUUGUAUCGUUAUCACACAGCUGUUGAAAAAGAAGAUGCUGAGUAUACUUCUCUGUCUGUACAAGAUGAGUCAGAUGAGGAAAUUCCUGAAGAGGAGACACGCGUUAGUUCUAAUGGUCGACCAAGAUGA